This is a messenger RNA of Saccharomyces paradoxus, 3090 nucleotides long. RefSeq names its product Hal9p (gene HAL9). Lineage: Eukaryota; Fungi; Ascomycota; Saccharomycetes; Saccharomycetales; Saccharomycetaceae. Gene Ontology annotation, molecular function: DNA-binding transcription factor activity, RNA polymerase II-specific; DNA binding; zinc ion binding. The record is from RefSeq and is a predicted model, not a curated record. Gene Ontology annotation, biological process: regulation of DNA-templated transcription; DNA-templated transcription. The coding region runs from base 1 to 3090 and encodes 1029 amino acids. The transcript has a single exon.
AUGGAAAAUCAGGGUGGAGAUUACAGCCCAAACAGGUUUUCAAACUCAGCAAACAAUAUGAAUGCAAUGUUUAACAAUGAGAUUACUGGUAGAAGUGAUAUUUCAAACGCAAAUAAGCAACAUGGUGCUUCACGUCUGGUACCUGAAACACAAAUGUGGUCGAUGCCUGUACCGGAUCAGCUGAUGACGAUGCCUAACAGAGAAAACACCAUUAUGGCAAGCAAUGCAGGAGGUCCAGAUAUUUCCAUGAACGUGGCUUACCCCAAUGCAAUAUACUCGCCAACAGAGCAACAGUCUCAACUACAGACACAACAGAAACGUGAUGUCAGCACCAUGAUGGAACACACUAACAGUAAUGAAGUAAGCGGCUCUGGUAAAAACCUUAAGAAACGUGUAUCAAAGGCUUGUGAUCAUUGUCGAAAGAGAAAAAUUAGAUGCGAUGAAGUGGAUCAGCAGACCAAAAAAUGUUCAAACUGUAUUAAGUUUCAGUUGCCCUGCACUUUCAAACAUCGUGAUGAGAUUCUUAAGAAGAAAAGAAGACUGGAGAUCAAACAUUCAGCACCGGAGAAACCACUUCAAGCUCAAAAUAACGUUCCAGAUCCCGUAGCUUCUCCUACAGUACCCAAUAGCGGAAGAUUUGAACCUUUCAACGGGAAUAACUCCUUGGAAAGCAAUAUCAUCGAUAAAGUUUCCAAUAUCCAGAAUAAUCUUAACCAAAAAAUGAACUCAAAAAUAGAAAAAUUGGAUAGAAAAAUAUCUUACAUUAUUGAUAGUGUGGCUAGAUUUGAGUGGCUAUUGGACAAGGCGGUCAAAAAGCAGGAGGACAAACACAAGGAAAAGAACAAUUUGCCUAAACCAACGAGAAAGAUAUACUCUACGGCAUUGUUAACUGCCCAAAAACUAUAUUGGUUUAAACAAAGCUUAGGCGUGAAGGUGUCAAAUGAGGAGUUCCUUUCCCCAAUUAGCGAAAUAUUAAGCAUAUCUUUGAAAUGGUAUGCAACUCAGAUGAAAAAGUUCAUGGAUUUGUCAUCUCCAGCUUUCUUUUCCAGUGAGAUAAUAUUAUACUCAUUACCUCCGAAACAACAGGCAAAGAGGCUUCUUGAGAAUUUUCAUGCUACCUUGUUGUCUUCUGUAACUGGUAUAAUAUCGUUAAAAGAAUGUCUAGAUUUAGCAGAGAAAUACUACAGCGAAAGCGCCGAAAAACUUACAUAUCCUGAACACUUGUUACUAAAUGUGUGUCUCUGUUCAGGCGCAUCUGCCACUCAAUCAAUUAUAAGAGGUGAUUCGAAAUAUUUAAGAAAAGAUAGAUACGAUCCAACCUCCCAAGAGUUGAAAAUGAUCGAAAAUGUAGCUUUGUUAAAUGCCAUGUAUUAUUAUCAUAAGCUGUCUACGAUAUGUUCAGGUACAAGAACACUGCAGGCUUUGUUACUUUUGAACAGAUAUUUUCAGCUUACGUACGAUACUGAAUUAGCAAAUUGUAUUUUAGGAACAGCAAUUAGAUUGGCGGUUGACAUGGAACUUAAUAGAAAAUCCUCUUACAAAUCGUUAGAUUUCGAGGAAGCCAUGAGGAGAAGGAGUAUGUGGUGGCAUUGCUUUUGUACGGAUAAGCUUUAUUCUUUAAUGCUAUCCAGACCCCCUAUCGUUGGGGAACGAGAUAUGGAUAUGCUUACAGAUCAGAAUUAUUACGAAGUGAUAAAAGCUAAUAUUCUACCGGAUCUUAUCGAUAAAAAAGAAGAUCUCGAUAAGAUCACUGAUGUUAACUCUGCAUUAAAUGUAGUUGUAAAUUUUUGUCAACAUAUAUCCCUUUUCAUAUCCUAUUAUGUUUCAAAAUUGGUCAGUAUUGAGAGUAAAAUAUACUCUACUUGCUUCGCUGUCAGGAGUACUCUGGACCUCUCAUUUGAUGCCAUGCUUGAUAAGAUCAAAGAUCUGAAUGAUUCUUUGAACAAUUGGAGGAACAACUUGCACGUGAGUAUGAAACUCAAAAGUUACAAACAGUAUUUAUCGGUACUUUACGCCCAAAAAUCCCAAGAAAAUCCAGCUUUGAGUUUUGAGAUUGCAUGCUCACGUGUUUUGAAUUGUCAUUUUAGGGCACUAUAUUCUAAAGUGAUUUUGAGUAUGGUGACGACGUCUCUACUGAUUGAUAACGAACGCCUAUACAAAGGUUCUCGCCAUGAUAUUCCUCAGAUAUUUAUGCUUUUUUCAAGUCAAUACUUAAACGCCAGUAAAGAAAUGUUACAGCUAUUCCAAGGCAUUAAUUACCAAGCGCAUAUGUAUAACGAGAUUAUGUAUCAGUUCUCUACUGCUGUGUUUGUUCUCUUCUUCUACGUUGUGGAUAAUAUUAACAAUUCAAAAAAGAAAGGUGAGAUAAAAGAAAUCAUUGAUAUUCUAAAAAAAUCUUACGAUCGUCUAGUGGGCGAAAACGAUGAGCAAUUGCUGUUCGAUAAUGUUAAAUGGAAUACUUUAAUCGUGUUCUACAGCCACUUUUUGAGGUACGUUUUGCAACGCUAUCAUGAGAUGAGCGAUUCCAUGCCGACAUUUGAUCCUAAGCCUUACGAUGAAACAAUUACUAAAGUUAUCGCACAUUCAAGAAAAAUAAAAGAUGAAACUGUCGACCAACUAAUUAUGAGUCUGAAAUCAUAUGGUUCUUUCCAUUCUUUACAAAAGGGCAACGAAGCCGCCCUUGCAGAUGAUGAGCUCAAUACGAACGACAUUGCUUCAGAAGACUUUGCAGAAGAAGCUCCGAUAAACUUAUUUGGUGAGUUAUCGGUCGAAAUUUUAAAACUAUUAAAAUCUCACUCUCCUAUCUCUAACGUUGGAGAUCUAUCACCCCCUUCGAAUAAGAAAGAAAUAUCAGAUGACUCAUCCCUGUACCCGAUUCGAUCGGACCUAACAUCUCUUGUUUACCCCAUUCAUAGUUCUGAUCCCGGAGAUACUCUUUCCAGUGAUCUAGAGACCCCGGAAAACUCUGAUUCUAGUAACAAUGAUGGAAUAAAGGAGGAUUUCGAAGCUUUUAGUGCCCUAUUACCUUUAGGAAAAUUAAUAUAUGACAGAGAUUAUUCUUUCGUGAACACUUUUAGAGAUUAUGAAUAA